CGGAGGCUUGGGCCGCCGACAGUCGGAGGGAUGCGACAAAGGGGUUGCCAUGCUUCCUCAUAAGCAGCCACCAUGCAGAGCCGUCCGACACUGGCUCGAGCUGGCUCUCAUCCCAUCCCAAGACCUCAAUAUAUAUCCCAAGUCCACAGCCCCAAGUUCCCAAACCACUCCAGCCCGCCCCGCCUGACGUGUGCCAGCCUGGGGCAGUCAAUGCGGCGAGGAUAUAAAAAAAGAACAGUCAGUAAACCGCCCAACGUGCUGCCGCAGCCCCCGGCCCGUCCUGUGUGACCUAUCCUUGCCUAUGGUUUACGCCCCCGGCACUGCAUCGACUCAGUUGGACGACCUUGGGGGCCGACCGACCACUCGUCUCGCCAGCACCCAUCCCACACCAUCAAUCUCCGACCAUCUUAGCCCUCCCUGUGCACGGACCUUCAUAAUUUAUGACCAGACCGUGUUGCCGCGAGGUCCAGAGUCGAGAACGCGCAACCAGACCGGGAUAUCCCGGCCGUCCAGGCCUGUCUCCAGCCUGUUACAGACAAACAUCUAGCCGGCUCAGCCUACCUGGCGCUUGACAUGAACAGGCACCGCGCCCGGGAUGAGUUGUGCCCUGGCGUGCCCACCCAUGAUGGCGCGCCCGGCAUCGUGCCUACGCAUCGGUGCAACAGCACCGCCAAUCACGAAGCGGCUGCUGUUGCUGCUGCUAUUGCUCGAGGCACAGAUGCGCAUGCGGGACGCUCCUCGUCGUCCCCGAGUGACUGUGCGGUCCCCACCUCACAGCAACCUGUCAUUGCCGGUAGCGACAAGCCUCCUGAGAAUGGUCGUGAUUACAUCGUCGGUGCGCCAGGGGCUUAUGCCCGUGGCGACUUCGAGAGGGGAUGUGCAGCCGGGGUCGGGCUGUCACCAGAGCAUGACAAGCAGCGCCGCGCCAGCACCGUGCUGACCCGUGUUGCCUCGCACUUGACCACCCGUUCGCUCCCGGAGCCACCUCCGCCCCCUGACGGUGGCUUCCGCGCCUGGGCUCAGGUCGCCUGCGGCUGGCUCGUAAUCUUCACCACGUGGGGCUAUGUGAACGCCUUUGGCGCCUUCCAGGCGUACUAUACCGGCGCUCUAGCGCCGCUGCCGCCCUCGACUAUCUCUUGGAUCGGGUCCGUCCAGGUCUUUCUGACCUUCUGCGUCGGCGCCUUGUCUGGCCGCCUCCUGGACGCCGGUCUGUUCACGCCCACCUUUAUCUGUGGUACCAUCUUACAGUUGCUCGGUGUCUUCCUCAUGAGCGUCUCGACUCAGUUUUGGCACCUUGUUCUGACCCAAGGCGUCCUGACUGGCCUGGGUGGUGGCUUGGUCUUCACCCCCGCCAUGGGCCUCAUCGCCACCUACUUUGUCAAACGCCGUGCUGUUGCCGUCGGCCUGGCCACCACGGGCAACUCGGUCGGCGGCCUACUGUAUCCUGUUAUUGUCCGCCAGUUGCUGCCUACCGUGGGUUUUGCCUGGACCACCCGCGUCGUUGGGUUCGUUAACCUAGCCUGCUUGGUUACAGCUGCCGCCUUGAUGCGGCCCAGGCUCCCGCCGCGUACCAGCGGGCCCCUCAUAGACCCCACGGCCCUCCGUGAUCCCGUCUACUUGCUCCUCAUCACGGGGCUCUUUUUCUUGCUGUGGGGGAUGUACUACAGCUUCUACUAUAUCGCUUCGUUCGGAACCCAGAUCCUACACAUGCCCUACUCAACGGCCUCGUUGACCGUCAUCAUCGUCAACGCGGCCGGCCUACCCACGCGACUUACCACCCCGUUCCUGGCCGGCCGCUUCGGCUGCAUCAACGUGGUGCUUCCUUCGGCGCUGCUAGUGGCGCUGACGGCGACCUGCUGGCUUGCCGUCACUAACACGGUGGGGUACUUUGCAUUUGCCGCCGCCUAUGGCCUCGCUAACGGCGCUUUUCACUGCCUCAUGCCAACCGUCAUUGCGAGCGCGUCUCCUCGGCUGGACAUGAUUGGGACACGCCUGGGAAUGGCCUUUGCAGUAAUCGGUGUCGCGACACUCACUGGACCUCCGCUUGGCGGCGCGCUUCAGGGUGCCAUGGGCGGGAGCUUUACCGGGGCCAGCAUCUGGGCGGCCGCGGGCGCAUUUGUUUGUGUGGCCUUAUUCUCGGUCGCCCGCGGGGUGCUGACGGGGUGGAAGCUGCGGGUGGUGUGUUGAGUUCCUGCGGUGAACCAUGCUUUAGCUCCACAAAUACUACUUGGCAGCCGUGCAACCGUGCGGCCAAUUGCAGCCAUGAUCCAUCCAUCCAUCCAUGGAUGGCAAACUGACCAGGACGAAGGCUGUAUGUGU
Gaeumannomyces tritici R3-111a-1 is the source of this 2319-nucleotide messenger RNA. RefSeq lists its product as hypothetical. Lineage: Eukaryota; Fungi; Ascomycota; Sordariomycetes; Magnaporthales; Magnaporthaceae. The transcript has 2 exons. The record is from RefSeq and is a predicted model, not a curated record. Gene Ontology annotation, biological process: transmembrane transport. Gene Ontology annotation, cellular component: fungal-type vacuole membrane. Bases 574 to 2187 code for a protein of 537 amino acids. Gene Ontology annotation, molecular function: transmembrane transporter activity.